GCGCCUCCCAGAGCCGGCAGGAGGAAGGGGAAGAGGAGGAAGAGGAAGAGGAGGCGGUGGAUGGCGGCGGGGGCGAGCGGCGGCGGCGGCCUGCUGCCCUUCCUGCGGCUGCUGGGGCAGCUGAAGAGAGUACCGCGGACGGGAUGGGUGUACAGGAACGUGGCGAAGCCGGAGAGCGUAUCCGAUCAUAUGUACAGGAUGGCGAUGAUGGCUUUGGUGACCGAAGACAAAAGCCUUAACAAGGACAGAUGCAUGCGAUUAGCUUUGGUUCAUGAUAUGGCUGAAUGCAUUGUUGGAGAUAUUGCUCCUGCAGAUAAUAUCUCAAAAGAGGAGAAACACAGGAGAGAAGAGGCAGCUAUGCAACAACUGACCCAGCUUCUGUCAGAGGACCUCAGAAAAGAAAUCUAUGAACUCUGGGAAGAAUAUGAAAACCAGUGUACUGCAGAAGCCAAGUUUGUAAAACAGUUGGAUCAGUGCGAGAUGAUACUGCAAGCAUUUGAGUACGAAGAGUUGGAAAACACACCUGGCAGACUGCAGGAUUUUUACGAUUCAACUGCUGGAAAGUUUGUUCACCCAGAAAUACUCCAGCUUGUGUCUUCGAUUAACACAGAAAGGAAUAAAAAAUUAGCUGCUACAUCUCAUCCACACUCCUGAGGUGUUCCUAAACACUGUAGCUAUAAUAAAUACUUUGGUUUA
Messenger RNA from Harpia harpyja (harpy eagle), 696 nucleotides. It is a transcript of the gene HDDC2, whose product is annotated as HD domain containing 2. The transcript has 6 exons. Gene Ontology annotation, molecular function: 5'-deoxynucleotidase activity. Gene Ontology annotation, cellular component: cytoplasm. NCBI's taxonomy places the organism in Eukaryota, Metazoa, Chordata, Aves, Accipitriformes, Accipitridae. Bases 61 to 654 code for a protein of 197 amino acids. The record is from RefSeq and is a predicted model, not a curated record.